Drosophila subobscura is the source of this 3211-nucleotide messenger RNA. RefSeq names its product kinesin-like protein Nod (gene nod). Gene Ontology annotation, biological process: microtubule-based movement. NCBI's taxonomy places the organism in Eukaryota, Metazoa, Arthropoda, Insecta, Diptera, Drosophilidae. The coding region runs from base 78 to 2930 and encodes 950 amino acids. The record is from RefSeq and is a predicted model, not a curated record. Gene Ontology annotation, molecular function: ATP binding; microtubule binding; microtubule motor activity. The transcript is spliced from 7 exons. Gene Ontology annotation, cellular component: microtubule; kinesin complex.
ACUGGGCUAUCGAAAUACAAAACAAAGUCGCCUUCAGAAUAACGCUACCCACAGUUAAUAAAAAUAAAAAGAAACAAAUGGAAUACGACAAAUUGAGCCCUGUGCGCGUUGGCGUUCGCGAAGCACCAUUUCGCUCCUUCCUUGGUCGCCAGGAGCCCAGCAUUGUGCACUUUUCGCCGGAGGCCGGCAACUCAUUGGUGGUGGACCAAAAUGAUUACCACUUUGACCACGCCUUCCGCUCCACCGUCAGCCAGCUGGAGCUCUACGGUGCGCUCAUCAUGCCGCUGGUGGGCAAGGUCUUUUGUGGCUUCGAGUGCACGGUCAUGGCCUACGGCCAGACGGGCACCGGCAAGAGCUACUCCAUGGGCAUGACGGCCGACAAUCAGGCCACCAGUGAGGAGCAUCUGGGCGUGCUGCCGCGCUGCCUGUGCGACAUUCUGGACCGUGUGGCCGCCAAGCAGGAGAACACCUUGGAGCGCAUUCAGGUCUCCGCCUCCUACAUCGAGAUAUACAACGAGAAGGCCUACGAUCUGCUGGCCGCCACUCCCAUGGACCCAAUGCUGGCCUCACGCAGCGACAGUUGCACCUGCCUGCCGCUGGCCAGCCAGGAGGAUCUGCAGCGCCUGCUGCAGCUCGGCAAUAACAAUCGCCACGUGCGGCGCACCAAUAUGAACGCGAACAGCUCCCGCUCCCACGCCAUUGUCACCAUCCAUCUGCGCCGACAGGGCGGCCAGCUAUCCCGCAUGAACAUUGUCGAUCUGGCCGGCUCCGAGGGUGUGCGGCGCACCGGCCACGAAGGCGUCGCACGCCAGGAGGGCGUCAGCAUCAACAUGGGCCUCUUGAGCGUCAACAAGGUGGUACUGGCCAUGGCGGCCGGCCAUGCAGUGAUCCCCUACCGCGACAGCGUCCUCACCACGGUCCUGCAGAAGUCGCUGACAUCGCAGUCGUACCUCACCCUCCUCGCGUGCAUCAGUCCGCAUGCCUGCGACCUGAGCGAGACCAUUUCCACGCUACGCUUCGCCAAGAGCGCCAAGCGGCUGCGCCUCAAUCCCCAACAGUUGAUGAUGUCGCGCAACCAUCAGCUGCAGCAGCAGCAGCAGCGGGUAAGUCAGCCACUUGUAGAGCUGCUCGUUGCCGGUGCCCAGGAAGCCGGCGCCCUGCAAGUUGGUGCUGCCACCCGCUUCGAUCAGCUCGCUGAUAGCCUGCAAGUCAGGCACAUCCUGGCCCCGCAUCGUCACAAUUGGCAGCACCAUCAUGGCCAGCAGCAGGCCCACGGCGGCCUUGGUGCGCACCUGCGCCGCAAAGGCUUCCCGCGGCAGCAGCUGCUCCACGCACUCGCCCAGCCUGAGAGGGCAAAACCAACAGUCAUGAGAGCAGCGUUAAGGGUUGAGGGUCGCUCACCUGGUCAGCUGUUGCCCCAACUGCCGAUGGUACUCGUCGAGCAGCUCCUGCAGGUGCUUCUGUCGAAAGGCGCGCGUGGUGCAGGUGAAGAGGAAGUAGGCCAGAUCCGUCACAGGAGAGGCGUAGCGCAUCAGCUGCCAGUCGAUCAGUCGCAGAUCGAGCGGCUGCGAGAGUCUGUACAUGAUGUUGUUGUUCCAGCAGUCGCCGUGGCAGACCACGGCAAACGGUUCGCAGUUGGAGCCGCUGAUGAGGGGCAGCAGCAGCUCAAAGUAGGAUCCCCGCGCAAAGUACGCCCUCAGCCGCAGGCCGUACGCAUCGUCAGCGGGCGAGCGCAGCGCACUGAGCGCACUCUCCUUGAGGUUCUCGAAGAUAAAUCUCGGGGGGGAAACCACAGCGCUCCGACCACAAGCGAUGCAACUGGCUCAUGUUACGCCUCGUUUUUUUUUUUGCAGCAGCAGCAGCAGCAAACCCUUCCCGCCCGCACGCCUCACGCCCUCCGUCGCCCGUUGUCCAGCUCGACGACCGUCAAGGUAAGCCGACCGACGCAACACGGUGCUCAGAACAGCUACUACCUGAUGGCGCCCAAGCCCAAGGAGAGCAUGCCACUUAUGCAGCUGCAGCGCACACGCUCCGAGAUGGGUCUCACGCCCAAGGCCAAAAAGCGAGCUCGCGAGGAACUGCAGCUGGAGAUGACAAUGGAUGCGCCAUCGGACAGCCAUCACUCGGCUAUCAGUCUCGUCGAGAAAGGCUGCUCGGGUGCUGUGUCCCUUUCUAACUCGGAGACAGAGACAACAUUGGUGGAGCCAUUAUCGGGCAGCAAUGUCACGCUGAAGCAGGAGCAGGAGCAGGACUCCAAUGGCCCAAUGGGUCCACCACAACCUCCACCGGACAUUCCUCUUUUCCAUUCCUCUUUGCUGAGCAUAGCAGAGGAGCCAGACUCACAGCAGCAGAAGCUGCAGCAGCGGCAGUUGCUCUUCGACAAUACCUGCAGUCCGAUUGUCCCGCCAGCGGCUGGACCACUGGAAAUGAGCGGCAUCCAGCCGCUCGAGAUUAGUGACAGGCCAGUGCUCAGAGCCAGACGCUUCGCCCGCCUAAAUUCCAACUCCAACAGACAGCAGUCCUCCACGGAGCAGCAGCAGCAGCCGCUGCAGCAAAAUCAAAACGGGCUGCGACGCAGCAUGAGGCUGGCUGUUAAAUUGGAGAGCGCCGCCGUCACAGCCAACCACUCAGGCCACUUGGCCACUCAGGACUCGGGCAGCGCUGGUGGCAGUCGCAAACGCUCAAGGGCAGCCAUUAAACGCUGGAUUAACAAGCAACGAAUCACAUUCCUUAACCAACUUAACACGGCGGAUGAACGCGAACUGAAGAAGCUGCCCGGCAUUGGCGGCAAGACCGCCUUCACCCUGGUGCUGCAGCGAGGUCGACUGGGUGGCUUUCAGAGCCUACGCCAGGUCCAGGAACUACCCAUUUGGACGCGCGUGAAGUGGACGAACGUGUGCUCGCUCAACGGUUUGGAUCCGUAUGUGUAAUGUAUGUAAUGUAAUGUAAAUGUAAUGUAAUAAUCCUGUCGCAACUGUUAGGUUUUUUAGGUUCGGUUUUUUUUUUUGUGAUUUUUUUGUGAUACGAUAAGCCCGCAGAGAAAAUAGUCCUCAGGUUUUUUUUAACUCGUUUUAUGAUUUUAAGUGGCUCUGUAAUAUGUGAUGUAAACUAGCAUAAGAUUUGUAACCCUUUGUACCACCAACUCCCCUCAUAGACAUACAAACCGAAAACAAAAUAAGAUAAUUGGCACAAAACAAAGCACAAAAUGAAU